AUGUCAACGUACAAGCAGAGGCAGCAAACGGCCGGCUUCCUACGUUGCCGCUACUAUUACUGUUGCUGCUGCUGCUGCUGCUGCUACUCCACCCGACCAAUCCGAUCUACUUUCCUGCCCGCCUGGGUGAGCGGCGUGCCCCGCGAGCGGCUCCGCGACUUCCAGCACCACAAGCGCGUGGGCAACUACCUCAUCGGCAGCAGGAAGCUGGGCGAGGGCUCCUUCGCCAAGGUGCGCGAGGGGCUGCACGUGCUGACCGGAGAGAAGGUGGCUAUAAAAGUCAUCGAUAAGAAGAGAGCCAAAAAGGACACUUAUGUCACCAAAAACCUUCGGCGAGAGGGGCAGAUCCAGCAGAUGAUCCGUCACCCCAACAUCACCCAGCUCCUUGACAUCUUGGAGACAGAAAACAGCUACUAUCUGGUCAUGGAGCUGUGCCCCGGCGGCAACCUCAUGCACAAGAUCUACGAGAAGAAGCGGCUGGAGGAGGCAGAGGCCCGCAGAUACAUCCGGCAGCUCAUCUCUGCAGUGGAGCAUCUGCACCGGGCUGGCGUGGUCCACAGGGACUUGAAGAUAGAAAAUUUGCUGCUAGAUGAAGACAAUAAUAUCAAGCUGAUAGACUUUGGCUUGAGCAACUGUGCGGGGAUCCUGGGUUACUCGGACCCGUUCAGCACGCAGUGUGGCAGCCCCGCCUACGCUGCGCCCGAACUGCUGGCCCGGAAGAAAUACGGCCCCAAAAUUGAUGUCUGGUCCAUCGGGGUGAACAUGUACGCCAUGCUGACUGGGACCUUGCCUUUCACCGCGGAGCCUUUUAGCCUGAGAGCUUUGUACCAGAAGAUGGUGGGCAAGGAAAUGAACCCUCUCCCCACUCAACUCUCCACAGGCGCCAUCACCUUCCUGCGCUCUCUCCUGGAACCCGAUCCCGUGAAGAGGCCAAAUAUUCAGCAAGCACUGGCGAAUCGCUGGCUCAAUGAGAAUUACACAGGCAAGGUGCCCUGCAACAUCACCUACCCCAACAGGAUCCACCUGGAGGAGCUGAGCCCGAGUGUGGUGCUGCACAUGACGGAGAAGCUGGGCUUCAAGAACAGCGACGUGAUCAACACCGUGCUCUCCAACCGCGCCUGCCACAUCCUCGCCAUCUACUUCCUCCUGAACAAGAAGCUGGAGCGCUAUCUGUCCGGGAAAUCCGACCUCCAGGACAGCGUCUGCUACAAGACCCAACUCUACCAGAUAGAGAAGUGCAGGGCGACCAAGGGGCCCUAUGAGGCCUCCCUGGACACCUGGACAAGAGACCUGGAAUUCCAUGCUGUGCAGGAUAAAAAGCCCAAAGAACAGGAGAAAAGAGGGGAUUUUCUCCACUGGCCAUUUUCCAAGAAGUUGGACAAGAACCUAGCCCCCCACAAGCAGGCCAACGGCUCACUCAUCACGCAGAUCCAGGGCACCAAGGCGCUGCUGCGGGACCGGAAGGCCCCCAAGCCUGGUCUCCCCGACAAAGAUGCCUUUGGCUGCCGCAGCAUUUUCCGCAAAACCUCGGAUUCCAAUUGUGUGGCUUCUUCAUCCAUGGAGUUCAUUGCCGUCCCGCCUCCGAGGACCCCCAGAAUCGUAAAGAAACCAGAGCCCCACCAGCAAGGGCCGGGGAGCACCAGCCUCUCCCCUAAAGAGGAGACCCUCCUGAUGCUGGAUAUGGUGCGCUCCUUUGAGUCCGUGGACCGUGAUGACCCCACAGAACUGCUGCUUUCCCCGGCCCAUCACUACCGGGUCCUGGGCUCCCCGGUGAACUGUGCUCGCAGGAAUUCCAGCGAGAGGACGCUCUCCCUGGGCCUGCCACCCGGAAGCACCUCACCUGUGCAGACGCCGUCACACCCCACGCUGGUCUCUUUCGCUCAUGAAGACAAGAACAGCCACCCCAGGGACGAAGGCGUGUGCUCCCCACCCCCGGUCCUCACUGUAGGCACCGCACAGCCUCUGGGGAGCCCGAAUUGUGUGAAGAGCCGCGGCAGGUUCCCCAUGAUGGGCAUUGGGCAGAUGCUAAGGAAGCGGCAUCAGAGCCUGCAGCCCUCAGCCGACAGGCUCCUAGAGACCAGCAUGCCACCGCUGCAGCCUCUGGCCCCCGUCAGCCUCUCCCUCGAUAUGGCCGAUGGCCUCAAAGGCCAGUGUUAACCUGGCCCUCGGGGUUCCUGGUCUGCUGGGACAGGGCUCUGCACAUCUGCCAGGACCUGAAGAGACUGAGACCUCACCUUUUGCCAGCUCGUGUGUCUGCUCCAGCUUUGGAACAGCCGACCCGUCCUCAGCUUGUACCACCCAGCCCCACAGGGGACCCCCAGAGAUGCUGGUAACUUUCACCAGAGCUGGCUACUGGUGUAGCCAGUUUCAGCAUUCCGACCCCCUUCUUCCCAUCCACUCUCCAGUUCCCCCCAACCCCGGCCCAUGCUGAUCCCAUGUCCAGAAGAAGGGAACCCCGCAGAGCCUGCGCUAUCCCCGUAAAUCAGUUUCACACUGUGAUCCAUAGGAUGAUUGCCAGGCCUUUCUCCCUUGUCUAGCUCAGUCUGCAGGCUCUACUAAAGCCCAUUCAGCAUCACAGCAACCCACAGGCCUCCGCUGACAGACAGGUGAUGCUAGGCAUACGGUGCCCUGGCUGGGAACCAAACCUGGGCCUCCCAUAUGGAAGACAAGAAUUCCACCACUGAAGCCCCACUGCCCCUGGGCUUGGGGAGGAGCACCAGGAAUCAGCCUCCUGUCUGGGUCCCGGGGAUGACGCAGACUAUUUCAAGACCUCUCUGCACCAGAGCGCUGUGUGUGCCUUGGUGCAGGGCUCUGCUCUCGAGACUGGCGGGCCCAGCAGCUUCCCACGGUGGCCCAUCCAUCCACAGAGGUGCUCACAGCCCUCCCCCGAUUCCUCUGCUGGUGAAGCAGCAGGGAAGGCCAGCAGGAACUGCAAGCAGGAGCUCUACUCCCAGCAACUCAAGGGAGAGGGGAGCCACGCCCCCAGCUGCGACCCUGCUCGCUCGGCGGAGAACGGGCAGUUGAACGUUGAGCGCUGAACCCACGGUGAGCGCCCUGCUGAAUGACUGAAGAGAAGGGAGCACUCGUUCCGAAACGCUGUUCUGACCCUUGGUUUCCUGGUCGGUUUGGUUGUGGGGUGAAAACUGCCGACGGUUGAAUUCUCUUCCCUGGAGAGGUUUUUCUUCAUGUGCUGUCAUUAGAUCAAAAUAGCCCGAUUUGUAAAAAACCUAGGUGGAGAGACGGGACACAGUUCCACCAGAGUCCUGCUUUCACGGGAGGACACAGCGGGCAGAGCCUGGGCACUCAGGGCUGUGGGCCCACCAUCACUCGGAUCCUUCCGGAGGGCACGCACGGAGCACAGUUAGAAAGUGGGAAAAGGGGUUAAGGCUGAAUUUGAGCAGCAAGAAGGCACCCUUACCUCUGGGCAGUGCAGUAUUGGAGCUGCCAGGCAAGCGAGUGCUUCAGAGCUCACUUCGUCUGCCCUGAUCCGGGAGCAGGCUUGCCUGGGGGUGGGGGGUGGGGGUGUUCAGAUCAAAGUCCCGUUUCUUCGUCGAGGAAACGAUGUUCUACAAACAGGGUUCUAGUCCAUGUUCUGUGUUCACACACCUUUUGCCAAGGAUCAAACCAAAGACGCAUCUCUGGUUUUGUGUCUGUUUUGUCCCUCUGUGCACGUUUUGUGGACAUUGGUACUGUCUGACCUUGUUUAGCUGGAGCCUGAAGGGGCUUCUCCCCAGUGUGGGGCACUUGGUUGGGUGUCCUUGGCCAUGGGCAGGAUUGGGUAAUGAAGAGCGCUUAGCACAGGAGAUGGGUUACACGAUGGCACGGAGCCUUCGACUUCUGACCAGAAACCACCACCGUGGACACAGUGGGGUGAUCAGAAACCACCACCGUGGACACAGUGGGGUGACCAGAAACCAUCACUGUGGACACACUGGGCAGCAAUAGUAGUCUCAGCUGACUCCCUAACAGGCCAAGACUUGAGCGGGGGAAGCCUGGCUUCAUUUUCACUGGUAACCAGCCGUUGCCACACAGCUGUGAGGUGCUUCUUCAUAGUGUCCACAGUUAACAGCCUCUGGCGACAUCUUUUAAUCCCCACACGUCACUCAGUGAGGGAAGGAUGAUAUUUGGUUGACUCCUGAAGCCCCCAAGAUGCUUUGGCAAGACCGGGAGCUGCUUCCCCUUCCCGCGGGGCUCCCCCUGACUCUAGGGCACUGUGUGAGGGGGUCACUUCCUGGCCAUUGGUGGUGGUCUUCUGAAUGGCUUCAGACCAACUUCCAGAACUUUGUAAGCAGAGAGAGAGAGAGAGAGAGAAUCACCUGGAGAGGACGCUUCUGUCCAUUUGUGCUAACGUGUUUGAUGUUGGCCCCGGAAGAAACCUUAAAAGAGGUUUCCAGCAGCAGCUGCUGCCCUGCUCUGCGAGCCUGCCCUGGCUUUCCCUGGAUGUUGUGAACUCCUUUAGCCCUUGGUAUCUUUUGCUUGUAUUUUACUUUCCUUGAGAACAGGAGCGUGUGAUUGUUAACUAGGGAAAACGUUUCUCAUUCCUCAUGUGCUUCAAGAACAGCUAUGGACGGUUGAAUGGCUCACUAACCACCGCGCAGUUGGCGACUGGAACUAUGAACUCAGGUUUAUCCUGAACCCAGUGAGAGGUUUGAGGGGGGGGUGAGGUAGCAACUGUGGUUUUGUGACAAGUCUAGAAAUUGAGUGGAAGGAGAAAUGUCAAACUCUUGAUCAGCUUACUGUAUUUAUACGGCAAGCUUGACUGCCCCUUUGUUAAGUGCAUACAGGUGUGUUGUCUGUGUGACCCAGGGCUGCUUUUCAUCAGUCCACUGUGCCUGUGGCUUCAACUGGCCUGGAUUUCAGGCAGAAAUGACUGAAUUAUCAUCACGGGACAUGCAGGAGAGAACUGUCCGUUUCAAUGAUCUGAUUUGGGCAUCAGUAAGGACUCUGUUUAUGUCACUGGGAUGAAAUAUAUGUACUUUUAUAACGACUGUGAAAUAUACUUUCCCCCACUGUGA
Echinops telfairi (small Madagascar hedgehog) is the source of this 5015-nucleotide messenger RNA. It is a transcript of the gene HUNK, whose product is annotated as hormonally up-regulated Neu-associated kinase. Gene Ontology annotation, biological process: protein phosphorylation; intracellular signal transduction. The record is from RefSeq and is a predicted model, not a curated record. The coding region runs from base 1 to 2157 and encodes 718 amino acids. The transcript has 12 exons. Gene Ontology annotation, molecular function: ATP binding; protein serine/threonine kinase activity. Lineage: Eukaryota; Metazoa; Chordata; Mammalia; Afrosoricida; Tenrecidae. Gene Ontology annotation, cellular component: cytoplasm.